Molecule: messenger RNA, 945 nt
Organism: Egretta garzetta (little egret)
Lineage: Eukaryota; Metazoa; Chordata; Aves; Pelecaniformes; Ardeidae
Product: olfactory receptor 14A16
Exons: 1
Coding region: 16-945 (309 amino acids)
Biological process (GO): G protein-coupled receptor signaling pathway
Cellular component (GO): membrane
Molecular function (GO): olfactory receptor activity; G protein-coupled receptor activity
Source: RefSeq, a predicted model, not a curated record
GCCCAGGCAAAGAAAAUGUUCAACAGCAGCUCUAUCACUGAAUUCCUCCUCCUGGCAUUCGCAGACACACGAGAGCUGCAGCGCUUGCACUUUUGGCUCUUCCUCGGCAUCUACCUGGCUGCCCUCCUGGGAAACGGCCUCAUCAUCACCACCAUAGCCUGCGACCACCGCCUCCACACCCCCAUGUAUUUCUUCCUAUUAAACCUCUCCCUUGUUGACCUGGGAUCCAUCUCCGCCACUAUCCCCAAAGCCAUGGCCAAUUCCCUCUGGGACACAAGGGUCAUCUUCUACCAAGGAUGUGCUGCCCAGCUCUUUUUCUUUUUCUUUUUUAUGUCAGCAGAGUAUUUUCUUCUCAAUGUCAUGGCCUAUGACCGCUAUGUUGCCAUCUGCAAACCCCUGCACUAUGGGACCCUGCUGAGCAGCAGAGCUUGUGUCCACAUGGCAGCAGCUGCCUGGGGCUGCGGGUUCCUCAAUUCUCUGGUGCACACGGUCAAUACAUUUUCACUCCCCCUCUGCAAGGGCAAUGCCAUGGACCAGUUCUUCUGUGAAAUCCCCCAGAUCCUCAAGCUCUCCUGCUCAGAUGCCUACCUCAGGGAGGCUGGCUUUAUUCUGCCUGGUGUCUUUAUUGCAUUUGGGUGUUUUGUUUUCAUUGUGCUGUCCUAUGUGCAGAUCUUCAGGGCUGUGCUGAGGAUCCCCUCUCAGCAGGGACGGCACAAAGCCUUUUCCACGUGCCUCCCUCACCUGGUCGUGGUCUCCCUCUUUGUCAGCACUGGAUUGUUCGCCUACCUGAAGCCUGCCUCCAUCUCUUCCCCAUCCCUGGAUCUGGUGGUGUCAGUUUUGUACUCGGUGGUGCCUCCAGCAGUGAACCCACUCAUCUACAGCAUGAGGAACCAGGAGCUCAAGGAGGCCCUAUGGAAACUGGCCCAAUGGACGCUGUUUCACUGA